AUGUUUCAUCAACAAUUUUAUCCUCAAUCACAGCAACAAACAUCAUUUCAUAAUAGUCAUGGAACAAAUCAUUUUUUUAUGCCAAAUAAUUCAUCUUAUUAUCGUUCAGGUCCUAUACCAAAUCAAAGUAGUCAUCAUGUAAAUUUUAGUCGUAUUUUUGAAUAUUUUCCUAUGCCAUCUCGUGGUUUUACAUCAAUGGCAACAGGUCCAUAUUUUAUUAAUGAUUUAACAAAUCAACAACAAUGGAAUUCAAAUAUGACAAGAAAUCAACAACAAAAUCAUCGUAUACCAGCAUAUUAUUUUCAAGAUAAAUCAACAUAUUAUUAUAUGUCUGAACCAAUGAUUACUAAUAAUAAUCGUAUUACUAUUCAAUUAACUAAAGUUCAUAUUGGAAUAAAUGGCGAUCAACAACGUGUAUUUGUUGAACAAGAAUUUAGUAAUCAAAAUGAAUUAAGAAAAUUUGUUAAAAAUUUAAAACAAAAUUUUGAAAAAACAUUUAAUAAUCGUACAUCAGAUGUUCAUAAUAGCAAUGAAACUGUCAAUGAAAAUCAACAUACGAACAAUAAAAAACCUGGUGUUGUUGUUAUUGAAGAACCAGAUGAAGAACCAAAAGUUUAUGAACAAAAAGUUUAUAAUGAAAAUAUUAAUUUAAAACAAAAAAGCAAAGAAGUAAAUUAUCCAUUAGUUAAUACAUCACAAUUGAAUGAUCAUGAACAAAAUCAACGAUCAACACCUAUAUCAUCAUGUUCAACUGUUUGUUUAAAUCGACGUCGAAAAAAUAAAAUGAAAUAUUAUCAACAAAAUUUAGAUAAUGAUAUUAAUAAAAAUGAUAAAAAACAAAAUCAAAAAUCAUCUAAUUAUUAUCAUCAUUAUGAUUUACCACCAAGAUUUCAUCAACAGUUUUUUAAUAAAGAAAAUAUUUUUCGAAUGACUAAUGAUUUUGAUAUGCCACAAAAUUUUAAUAUUCAUUGGAGAUUCAAUAGAUUUCAACAUUCAUCACAUAAUCAACCAUAUUCAUAUGUUCUACCUAUGAAUGAAAAUCUUCCUCCACCAACUCCAUCAGUUUUUCAUCAUAAAAAAGAUCAAUAUUAUCAUCCAUCAACACCACCUCCUUUUGUUCAACCAAAUGAUCAAUAUCGAUCUCAACCAUCUUCUCGACGUCGUCGUGGAAAAAAACAUCGUCGAAAUCAACCAAAAACAAUAACUGAAAAUAUUGUUUUUACAAAUAAUAUACAAGAACAAACACGUGUUCAUCGUUCACGAUCUGAUUGUCGACCAAAAAUUUCAUUUCAAAAUCAAAUUCGAACACAUCAAUAUCUUGAUUAUAGACUAAAUCCAAAUCAACGACAAUUUAUACCAUUUAUGCCACCUCGAGCACCUAUAUAUUAUCCUCAAAGACGAUUAUUUAGAAAUACACAAGUACAUUAUCGUUUUGUUAAUUCAUAUCGUCCGAAUACGAUUUGUUUUCAAUGUUAA
This is a messenger RNA of Rotaria sp. Silwood2, 1476 nucleotides long. The record is from the annotation of a GenBank genome assembly. NCBI's taxonomy places the organism in Eukaryota, Metazoa, Rotifera, Eurotatoria, Philodinida, Philodinidae.